Manihot esculenta (cassava) is the source of this 3510-nucleotide messenger RNA. RefSeq lists its product as uncharacterized. The record is from RefSeq and is a predicted model, not a curated record. The transcript has 5 exons. Lineage: Eukaryota; Viridiplantae; Streptophyta; Magnoliopsida; Malpighiales; Euphorbiaceae. Bases 1 to 3510 code for a protein of 1169 amino acids. Gene Ontology annotation, molecular function: nucleic acid binding; RNA-DNA hybrid ribonuclease activity.
AUGAGGAUUCUUUGUUGGAACUGCCGAGGUGUUGGUAAUCCUCGUGCAGUUACUGCUAUGAAGGAUCUUGUUUUUUAUUAUAAACCUUCUAUUUUAUUUCUUAUGGAAACUAAAGUUCAUGGUGUAAGAAUGAAUCAAAUAAAGAACCUUUUGCAUUAUUCGAAUUGUUUUUCUGUUGAUAGUAUUGGUAUUGGUGGGGGUUUAUCUUUGAUGUGGAAUACUGAUGUUCAGUUACAAGUUUCUUACUUUUCUUCAAAUUUUAUAGACUGCACUAUUGGUACUGGCUCUGCUCAAUGGUGUUUUACAGGGUUCUAUGGUUGUCCUGAACCAACUCGCCGCCGUACUUCUUGGAACCUGUUGCGUGAGCUAUCUUCACAUAAUGAUUUACCUUGGUUAUGUUGUGGGGAUUACAAUGAUAUUGCAGCGCCUGAAGAGAAGAGUGGGGGUCCUCUUCGAGCUUCUCAUCUUAUUUUUGGUUUUCGGGGGGCGUUGUUAGAUUCUGGUUUGUCUGAUAUAAUGGCUCGUUUCUUUCUUAUACUUAUAGAGAGGGGACUCCAUUUUGUUCUAAAGAAAGAUGCUUUAUCUUCAAUUUUGGUUGCUCCCGUGUCUGAUCACAACCCUUUGGUAGUUGAAAUUACUGCUCCUACUUGUUAUCUAGGGAGUAGGCGUUUCCAUUUUGAUAAUUCAUGGCUCGAAGAUCCUGAGCUGGGUGAGGUUGUUUCAAAAGCAUGGGCAGAGGGGGUUCGGUUGGACUUUCUUGCUAGAAAGGAUUUUACUGCCAAUCGUAUUGUGCAGUGGGGUCGGAACAGAAAUAAAUUGAAACGGGCUCAGAAAGAUAUGAUCAGAAAACGGCUUGAAGAAGAUCUUGAUUCGGAAUUAUUCUCUGGUGCAGUUGCCGAUUUUGGUGAGGUGAUUAGCUUGGUUGAACCGAAAGUUGAUUCUCAUGAUAAUGCUAUGUUAACUGCAACUUUUAUUGAUGAAGAAUUCAGGCACGCUCUUUUCCAAAUGAAUCCAGAUAAAGCGCUGGGAUUAGACGGCCUUAACCUAGCAUUUUUUCAGAGGCAUUGGAAGAUUCUUGGUCCGGAUAUUGGUAAAGCUUGUCGCGAAUGGUUGGCUAGAGGUGCACUUCUAGCUAAUAUUUCAAAUACUUUGCUGAUGUUGAUCCCUAAAUGUGAUAAUCCGAUGUUGUUGAAGGAUUUUAGGCCUAUCGCUCUAUGCAAUGUGGUGUAUAAAAUUUUAUCUAAAGCUUUGGCUAACCAUUUUAAGAGAGUAUUAGAUAAGAUCAUUUCCCCUAAUCAGUCGGCAUUUGUCCCCGGUCGUCUGAUAACUGAUAAUUUUAUUGUUGCUUUUGAAACUAUACAUGGUUUAAAGCAACAAACUAGGGGAUCUGAUGGUUUUUGCGCUUUGAAAAUUGAUAUUGCUAAGGCAUAUGAUAGGGUUGAUUGGGCCUAUUUAAGUGCAAUGUUGUCUGCUUUGGGGUUCUCUACUACCUGGAUUGGUUGGAUGUGCAUGUGUUUUUCAGAUAUUAUUUACAAAAUUGCUCUUAAUGGUUCUGAGAUUGGGCCAGUUAUUCCAACGAGGGGGUUGCGUCAAGGUGACCCGAUUUCACCUUAUCUUUUUUUGAUUGUUGCUGAGGGCUUGUCUUUGCUUUUUCAGAACAGAGAGAGUCUGGGGCUUAUUCAGGGUUGUCCAGCAAAACAGGGUUGUCCCAGAAUUUCUCACUUGUUUUUUGCUGAUGAUUCUCUGCUCUUUUUUAAGGGCACAGUCAUGGAGGCCUCACAGGUGAAAUCUCUUUUAGCAGUUUAUGAAAAGGCGUCUGGGCAGUCUAUUAAUUUUGACAAGUCUACUAUCAUGUUCAGUCCUUGCAUUCGUGAUGAUAUUUGCAUUGCAGUUUCUACGGUUCUCAGUGUUCAUCAAUCUCUGGGUACUAGUACUUAUUUGGGACUGCCUUCGCUGGUUGGAAGGAGUAAAAAGCAAAUCUUCAGUUUUCUGAAAGAUCGGAUAUGGAAACGUAGUAAUAGCUGGAAUAACAGAUUUCUCUCACGGGCUGGACGUGAGGUCCUUAUUAAAGCAGUUCUUCAGGCUAUCCCUGCAUACUGUAUGAAUGUGUUUUUACUCCCAUUGGCUACAUGUAAUCAAUUGCAGAAAGGGGAUGGUGGUAUGGGUUUCCGUGAUCUGCGGUGCUUCAAUGCUGCGUUGUUGGGUAAGCAGGGGUGGAGGAUUUUAUCCGACAUAAACUCUCUUCUAUAUAAUGUGCUCAGAGCAAAAUAUUUCCCAUCGGGGGAUUUUAUGUCAGCUUCGUUAGGUUCUAACUAUAGCUAUGUUUGGAAGAGUGUUCACUCAUCUCAACAACUGUUGGUGCGGGGUACUCGUUGGAGAGUGGGAGAUGGUAGAAGCAUUUUUGUUAAGAAUAAUCCUUGGUUGCCAAGUGAUUCAAAUUUUGUGCCGAAUGAUCCUAUGUUCAUUGAUGAUGCCAUACAUGUUAGUGAUCUGUUUGUGCCUGGAGAGUUGCGAUGGGAUUUGGAGAAGGUGUUGAAUAUUUUUUCCAUGGAUGAUGUGCGAUCUAUUCUAGCUAUUCCUUUGCCACUUAAUCCUAGACCGGAUAAACUUAUUUGGCAUUUCGAGAAGAGAGGCUUUUAUAUGGUCAAAACAGCAUAUUAUUGUGUGCUUUCUAUGCUUGGUCGGCAUCUAAGGGUGGGUACAUCGGACUUGUGGAAGAAGGUGUGGGCUCUUGAUGUCCCUCCAAAGGUUCGGGACUUUAUAUGGAGAUUGUUUCGUGGUGUUUUGCCUACUCGAGACAAUUUGGCUAGGAGAGGUGUCGACGUUCCAUUGGGGUGCUUGUUUUGUGAUGCAAAUGAGUCUAUUGACCACCUUUUCUUUCUUGUCCCAUGGGAACGUGCUUCAAGAUUGGCAGUUCAUGCAUGGAAAGUUUGGCAUACAAGGAAUGAGUUAGUGUGGAAUAAUAAGGUGUUGACACCUCCGGCUAUCCAUAAUGUUGCCAAUACUUUUUAUACAGAUUAUCUUCAUUGUGGUCUUGAUAAGCAAUGUGCACCAGGUCCGAGUCUUCUCUCUAUUAAUGCAGGUUCGGCUUCUAGUGCAUUGGAUUGGCUAGCUUAUGUGGAUUGUGCCACUUUCUCAACUUCGGAUUUGUUUGGAUUUGGUGCUGUGUUCGAAGAUGCUGAAGGAGUUUUUUUAAUUGCAAUUUCUGGUUAUACUAAGGGCCGUGGUUCUCCUGCUAUUGCUGAGGCAUUGGCCUUGCGUCAAUGUUUAAUGUAUGCUCGUGAUGCUUUCCUGCAGGCUGGAAGUAUUUUCAUUGAUAGUCAGAUUUUAUUAUUCGCCUUUCGCUCAAAUUUGGAGGACUUUUCUGAGUUUGGCGUCAUUGUUUCGGAUUGUAAAGAUAUUCUACUUCUUUGUCCAAAUAUUUCGUUAUGCUGGAUUAGACGUAGUGCGAAUAAGGCUGCUCAUCUGUUAGCAAGACAGUCUAUUCGUUUUGAUCGUUUUAAACUCUAG